AGGACCUCAAGAUCUGCCAGAUGUAUGACGAGAUCUGAAACAUUGAUUUCCUAUGAAAUCAAAUGGGUGUCGAAUGAAAAUUUCCUUUUGGCUCUGCAAUUGUAAAGUAUGUGCUUAGUGUCGCUCCUUAUGAGUCCCGCACUGUAUGAAAAUUCCAAAUCCUUUUCAUCGAUCUUAGGUAUGACUGUGAGACAAAUGACAAACAGAAACCGCAGACUCACCUGGGAACGACUGAAGGCGAGAAAAAUGUCGCCUACGAUGAUCCAUCUGUUUUGCUAAAGAGCCUUUGCAGAAUUUCAAAUAGGUAUAUUUCAUUUGACUUUUGUUACAGCGAUCUACAAAGUUUUUUUGUACUCGUGGCCUGUCUGAGCAGCGAUUUAUUUAUCAUCUGCUCAGAUUCAGUGUCCACGCUUUUUACGUGUACGCUUUGUAAUCAAUUUCGAAGCAUAGGGAAGAUAUCCGACUUUUUUUGCGGCAGAAACUUUGUGGUUUCGUUACUUUCUGUUUUUUUUUAGAAAUAGCAAGCCAAAACCUAAGCUAUUAUUAGGUGCAUUGUAUUUUUUUUUUUUCGUAUUUUCAUUUUCUAGAUCUAGAUGUAUGAUUUUUUGUCGUAGAGGUACUUCUUCUACUUGGUUCACUUGUGGAGCAUAUGCUCACUUAUCCGCUUCUGUGUAAAUUUUCGCCUGGUUUCUCUCUUCGAACAUUGUCGAUAGAAAGGAGCGAUAGGGACGAGAUGUCGGCCAAGAUUUGUAAGAUGUACUAAUUUUUUGAUGGUCGAGAUUGUCCCAGUUCUUUUCGCCGGCAAAAAUCAAUCUUUGCGGACGUUUUUUGGCCGCUUGCGCUACCUCCAGACCAGCAAUUGGAAAGCGAAAGACAACAACCCAGCAGACCACUAUCGGCGCCGCCAUGGCGGACCCCGACCGCCAGCAACUCGCGUUCUGUGCAUAACGUAAUCGGUUUGGCUUCCAAACGGAUUAUCCGUUUCGGGACCGUCUAGGGUAGUAGACCACUGUUGCCGGGACAGCGGGGGAGGCUCGCACGAACGCAACCACUAUGAGUUACGACCGAGGCUUCUACCUGCUGGGCGAGAAAUGGUGGUGGCGCAACCCAUGGACGGUGGGCCUGCAGUCCUUCCUCGGGGAGCAGCCGUGGCCAGCCACCCAGCUAAGCCUCUCCGACUUGCUGUGGUACGAGCUCUAUUGGCUGGGCGUCACCUUCGCGCUUUUUGCGGUGCUCCUGCUCCUCAUUCACUGGGCACUGUAUGGCCACGGUAUCACAGCCCGACCACUAGACGAGCAAAGUGCCGAACACAGCGGGCGCGAGACGUUUCUUUCGGACAACGAGCAGCAGAUCCUACCAGCGUACCCAGUGGUGGAGCAGCAGAGUCCGCGCCCCAGUGGUGGAGAGGUAAAAAAGAACCGAAAAACCUCCGAUGAAAGCGAAGACGGCGACGUACAAACGCCGACCAGUUCGGAAGACGGCGAGGACGGUAAGAACACUACAAAGACCACUUCUAGAAAUAAUGCACGAGGUGGCCCCGCCCGGACCAGCUCCUGUUUGCGGACGCUAGGGCAGUGUGUGUUUUUGCGCCCGAGUAUCAAAUGUAAAAAUGUCUGGGUCUGGAAGCGUGUAAACUUGUGAUGCAGAUUUUCCAUGACCAAUGAGGUCUGGAAUGCGGGACUUAGCAUGACAGACUCUGCGAGGUCUCCGCCAUGCCUAUCCUGCAUGAGAAACUCUCUCCUAACUUGGUCGAAAGUGGACAGCUUUUGGCACUCAUGCAAUACAGAUUUUUGUAUGCUUUAGAUUUACCAUGACAAGUUACCACCUUCCAGACCCAGACAUAUUUGCAAUCCAUACCGAGUGUGCACGAGCGAAACUGGGCCACCGGCACGCUCCUCGUCGUCACGGUCGGGUUGCUGUUCGCGAAUCUGUGUGUGUAUUUCAUGCUGUCGGAACAGAGCGCCCUCUCCCGGGAGACGUUCUUAGACAUGAUGCACAAACUGGAAGAUCUGGGCCGCGCCACCUGGCCGCGGGUGAGCAAAGACGACUCCCCGGCGACCUGGUUUGACCUCGCCGAACAGAAACUGACGGACAUGGGCGAUGUCGAUGUGGCCAAAGUGAAUGUGGCCAGUCGCUACGUGGCGGCUCAACUGCGGUCCCUGCCGCCACAGAAGGUGGACGUGAGUGCCAUUCCCAUUUUCCAGCCCAACGACGGCGAGACGGAGCCGCUCACGCUGGUGCGGGACUUUGCGUGGGUGUCUUCGCAAACGGUGCGCGGGGUGUUCGUUCGGCAAAACGACGGCACCGAGGGUUUGGUUUCGCACUCCUCAAUUCUGCAGCAAAUGCUCAAGGAGUGGAUUCAGCGCCGGAUGGACGGUGCCCGCGUACUCGAGAUGUAUCUGAGCAGCAACUGGUGCGACUCCGACUGGGCACCGCGCCGGCAGGGGCCUUGCGGAGGCGGGUUACCGCCGCCGCCGCCCGCACAAGAAACGGCGGCUCCGAAGACGGCACCACGAGCACCGGAAGCCCAGCCGAAAAUUCCGACCAUCGACGAGAUUCGAGCGAAGCGUACCGGCGUGGUGGGGGUAGAGCUCCCCGACGAGCGGGGCCCCCGCGAGAAUCUGCACUACCACCAGAGUACCCCACAGGAAAAAGCAGGCCGGGCAUGCUUGUUUAUGCAAAAGUAUCUACAUGAUCACAGAGAAAUCCGCAAUAGGCGACACUAUUUGAGCAUGCUGUUUGCGAUAUGCGAUGCAGAUUUUUCGACGUAUUUGUUUUUGUAUGCUACUAAAGAAUCCGUCCUGCCUGCUUUUUUCUGUCGUAUACAGACCACGUCGAAGACGAUUUCAGGUGCGUCAAACCAGUGGCUGGACGAGUCGGCCUGGGUCACGGCGGCCGGGAAAGGACAGACCGACGUGGUGACCGCCGACGACCCGCAGCUUCCGGCCCGGCUGCGACAACAGUGGCUCGGGUACUUCGUCGCGGUGCAGAACGGGAACUUUAUGUCCAACAACCCGUUGCAAAACGCCCCCGCGACGGCAAUACGGGUGGACUUGUUUUCGUACCGCGGCAUGAGCCCCGAGAACCUGUACGAGCUCUGCCUGGAUGCCUUCGAGGAUGCGGUGCGAGCCGCGCUCAUCAGCAUCCGUGCUGUGCCCGGGUCCCAACCCUGGAGCUUGACGGACUCGGACUUCCUGGACAAGGUGCACGACAGCAACGCCUGGACAUUUGUGUGGCUCAAAGAGAGAGGCGAAUACGUCAAGUGCGUCAUAAAAGCGGACAAAGACGACCCGUUCCAGGUCCCGGCGCUUCCCCCCAAGAACGGGGAGAUGGCUUCGUUCCUGCAAAGGCAUUCCAAUGCCAAUUCUGGUACAACUCCACCGGCGGACGAUUUUGAGUUUCACACUACUCCAGAUGCACCAGAGGCUGAGACUGCUACUGAACUGAACCCCGAUGGUGCCGGCGCCCAGUCGAGAAGAAGAAGAAAGAACGAGGCGGGCUUUUUGUCUCCCGAUAUACCUGAAAUGGUGGACGACGACGUGGCGAACGCGGGAGUGACGGAGGAGGGCGCGGUCGACGUAAACGUCGCUGGAUCAACACCUAGUGCCUCAGCAGCUGAGCAGCAGAUGAGAAAUAAUAGGAUCACCUCCUCCACCUCCAGUGUCCUCGCUGCCGGAUUCCGGUCUCGCGCAACCGCAGCGCAGGCAAAGGUCGGUAGGGAGUCCCUCCUGCAGCUGCCGGACGAUGAAGAGGACCCGGAAUUUGACGGGUCGCUGAACUCCUCCGAACCGCCGCCGGGCUGCGUCGCGUGGUGGCUGAACGUGGACCCGAAGCCGGUGGCGCUGCAGCUGCUCGCGCAGUCCCGGUUUUGCCAGGAGGACCCGGACAACGUGGUGAUUCCUGUCGACCACCGCGUGGUGGUUUCGCGGUUCGAGCUCGACCUGUACAUGCUGCGGCAGAAGUACCGCCGCUUUUUUCUGGGUGCCACCGAGGACAACUCUGCCCGCGUGAGCCGCCCCACGUGGGACUCUCUUUUCUCCCUGCGGCUGGUCUGGAAGUGGCUGCACCUGGUCACCUUCGCCGUACUGGCACUCCGCUUCCUCGUGCGCCUGCUCACCGCCUACCACGUAGACCCGGAGGUGUACCCCAAGGGCGCCUGCAGCUACUUUCUGAAGCACUGGACCGCGUGGCUGGAGCUGCUGUUGGUCCUCCCGGGGGUGUUUUUCACGUACUUGGCGCUGCACCGGACCGCCGAGGACUUCUACGGGAGCCACCUCAUCUACGGCACCAAGGAGAUCAUGCCGGGGUACUUUCUCUUUCUCGCGUUCGACGUGGCCGACUGCUAUCUCGUGCUGCGUCGCCACAGCGCGAAGCUCCUGCUGCGCGUGUACGUCAUCAUUGCCCGGCCCUACGCGUACGCGCUGCUGCUGAUGCUUGGCGCGUGGGUCACCAUCGGGGGCGGGUAUUGGCUGACCCCGGUGAACCGGGAGAUGCUCCCGGGCAUCGGCAACGACCAGGAAAACGGGUCGGGGCUCCAGCCCUCCAAGGAGGCGGCCAACCUCCGGGAGACCGCGUUCUCGUCCAUCGGGGACGCCAUGUACCACGUCUUCGUCAACUUCAACGGGGAAUUCCCGCUCGGCACCGACCACCUGACCUUCUGGAGUCGGUUCUGGGCCCUGAUGAGCGUGUUCGUCGGCGUUUUAAUUCUCACGAUUCCCGUCGGCAUCUUCAGCAAGGCGCUGCAAGAAACGCUCGAGGAGACGCAAGCAGAUCAACUGCGACAAAGCCUGGAGGACGAAGAGCAAUCCGCCCGGGCAGCUGCUAACCGGGAAAGCAAAAGUACAACCAGAAGCAGCAAGGUGGAGCCAACGGAUCGUGCAAGCUCGAGCGCGCGGGGCAGUAUUAAGUCAUCUUCUUCACGACCACGCGAAAGGGAGAGUUUCCUCAAGUACGAUUUGGAAAAUGAUGAAGCUGAACUGUUGUCCGAUGUCGAUUUGGAGUCCCAAGCUGGCGUGGAUCCCAGCAAUAAACCGGCGACCGGUAGCAAGCGUGGGAUGUUUAAGCGCAUGGAAACCGAGACGAUUCUGGACCAGCAGGAGCGGCUUGACGAACUGGACAAGCAGCGGGAGCACGUUGGCCUCUCGGAUCCGCUGGAAGACGAUUUUAUCGACGGAAUCGAGUUUCGCCCUGGUUUCUGGAAGCUGCUGGUACAAUUGCCGAUUCUGCAUGGUUUUUUAUUGAGUUUUUAUUUCCGUGGAGAUUCUUGAUACAUAGCAUGUCUUUUGAAAAUCUUUUGCAGUGUUGAUGAGCCUUCGACGCGUACUGCUGUUGCGUUCGUGGUUUCCGCUAAAGUCGAACUUUACGUACUUGAUUAUUACCUACGGGUCCAGCUCGAGCUGUUCGUCCCGUUUUUUUACUUCUCAUGCCCGGCGCCGCGAGCGCUCCUACGGACACAGUGGAAGCAUAUUGAUAAUUGGCUUCCGAAGGAACGUCGGGAAUGUAAGUCAGUAUCAAUCUCUGUGACAACAUUCAUUACUUGUCUCACAACGAACUAAACAGGGGAGCCUACUGAUUCGGCGCAGUUGUUUGUACGCAAGCGCCUCGGUGGGAAUGUGCUCCAUCCUGGUCUACAUUGUGUUUGACUACUACCAGGGUUACGCCCUCUUCGUGUACGACCAGGACACCUCGGUGGCGUUCCAGCCGUGCAGCUACUGGGACUGGAAUUACUUGUGCGGGCGCAUCGACCGGAGCCAGCGGUACUCCACGUUCAGCGUGACGGCGACCUCCAGUGCGACGACGCCGCUAGAUUUGACCGGCGCGCCCGGGCGAGAGGAAGCAGACGAGAGCCCCAACUACCUGCACGGCGACUACUACGUUGCGUUUAACACCCUGCUGGUUCUAGAAACGGUGUGCAUGCUCUUUUUUCUCCUCGAGUACCUCGUCCGCCUGGUGGACAACAACUGGCACGAGCGGUGGAUCAGUCACAAGGUGCAGCGCCGGAUCGGAGCAAAAAAAAUCCGGUACGAGAUUGACACCAGUCGUCCCUACCCCUUCACCGUUUGGUAUGAGAGUGUCAGGAUCGAAAUCGACAAAAUCGACCAAUUUGUAAUGCAUAAAACGUAGGGCACGUAAGGCCUGUGUUAGGGAGCAGGCAAAUGAGGCCGAUUGCAAGCCUGUUUAGGGGUAUGGAAUGUGCUGCCAGAGUAGCAUGAGAGGAGCCGUCUUCUUUGCCCAAACAGCAUGACAGACUGGAUUUUGGUGCUCCCGAAAUUUGUCAUGGGCCACUUGGAAACUGCGGCCCCACCUGGUAUCGAUUUUAUGCAUCACAAAGUAUUUCGAUUUUGUCGAUUUCGAUCCUGACAGUUCCAUAUCUGGGGAAUCGUGGACCUUAUUGCCUGGCUGCCCUCCUGCGUCAUGCUCAUCAUCUUCGCCUACCAGUCCACUCUCGACAACAAGUGCGACACCGACGGCCACAAGUACGGCUGCAUAGAUCUCACGCAAGACUGGUACGAAUUAUGCAGUGAUUACUUUAUUUUGAUUGAAUACAACGACUACGUAGUUUUCCACCUGUGUAACAUGAACAAGAACUCAGUUGACGUUAAUAUUACUGUUGGGCACUGUGUUCAAGAUACAGAUAGAUGAUCGCGCAUUCCCAGAUGCACUAUUGAUUGAUAUGCCCCCCAUGCUCGGUCGCAGGUUUAUCCGAAAUCUUGCAUGCAAAUCCCUCGUUUCCACACUAGGAUGAGAUCGCCCCCAUUGAUUCACACUAGGAGAUGAUCGCCCCCAUUGAUUCCAAGCGACGGAUCAGCCCCUGACAAAUUACCCCAGUGCUCUUCGGAGCCCGGUCCUUCGGGACAUAUCGGCUACAGCGUGGUAGUUGAUAGGUGAAAUGUCGGGCCCUCACACGGAUUCGCGCUCUUAACAUGAGAGAUUUCGCAAGUUUUCGCUCGUGUUAUAGCAUAAGGCCGUGCAGUGUAUAUUGAUUGAUUGAUUGAUCACUGGGAGGUUGUUAUUUACUGUUCCGGGGGAAUUUCUUUAUCUUUUUUCCAUAUACAAUACAGGAUCUGGAACGUGUAUUGGUUCGUGUGUUUCCGGGCCCUGAAAAUGGAGCGGUUGCUGCAUGGGUUUUCCAGUAUCCGCAAAAUCCUGGGGCAAGCGCUGGGACUGUACGAGUUUUUUCUGGUGGUGAUCUUCAGCCUGAUGCUCACUCUGAGCGUCGUUCUCCACAUCACGGAAGUGAAUAACCCGGACAACGAAAUGCGGCGACAAGUCUGGUCGUUUCCUCGAUCGCUGUGGGCGGUGGUCCUGACGGUAAACGGCGAGUCGCCGUGGUCCGACUACACGUACAAGGGUCGCGUGGUUCAUGUGUACAUGAUGCUCCUGGCCGUCCCGUUUUUUGCCGUUCCCUGCGGGUUGUUCGCCAACGCAUACCACAAAUACCUGGGCCAGAUCCAGAACCCGCCGCCGCCCAAGCCGGAGGGUGGAGACCACGCGGGCAACUCGGAGGACGGCGACAGCGACAGCGACGACUUCCUUGACCACGUGGGCGCCGGCGCGCCCAGCAAGAACAACGACUCGUCGCCAGACGGGGGCAACAAGCAUAUCGACGACCCUCUGGACUAUGAGGAUUUCCUCGCCGACGACGAAACGAAGAAGUCCGGCAAGCAGCUGAGCCGCGCACCGCAGACCGGGCUGUCGUCUGUGCGGCGCGCGUUCUCGAGUCUGUCGAAGCGCACGCAGACGCAAACCAGUUUCUCCGCGUCAUCGGAGCUGGACUCGGAUCACCGGCGCGGGGGGGAGAACAAGCGCGACCGUGCCGCGUUCAUGCGCGGUAAGACAUUCGAAUCGGUGAAAGAGGAGCCGAUCUCGCGAACCGCAACCUCGGCCAGCAGCAAUGUUGACGCGGAGCGGCACGAAAAGAAGGAGCUCUACAGCCGGCGCUCCGCCGGGCACGCCACGCCGCCGGCCUCUACCUUGGAGCCGGACGGGUGGGUGCACGCGCAAGAUGAAAAUGGCGAGGAGGGGAGUCCUCUGCUACUGGACGAACAACUCGAGCCUGGUGGUCCAGUGGCCACGACUCUGCGCAACCGGAAGAGCGUAACAGAACAACCCGUGAAGGGAAUCAUAAGAGCGGACGGAACAAAGUCGAAAAUGUUUGUGCGAAAGAAAACUGCGCAGCUGGCCAUGAGUGUUGCCUCCGAGGAUCUGUACGUGCCGGCGCCCCUGUCCCGGUCCUCGCAGGGCAGCGCGUUUGCUGCGGAGGUGACCGUGGAAGACCUGUGUCAGGACUGGAAGGGCUGCUUUCCAAGUGAUAGCGCCACGGUGGUGGAACAAAGACACAACGACGACGAAAUCAAGACCGGCGCAACUUCUACGACAACCGGAGCGCCGCCCUCCUCCUCCUCCCCCCUGGCGAUGGGGCUGCGACGCCGCAUGCUCGAAGAGGAGCAGCGGCGCGAGCGCAUUUACCCGGCCGCAAGCGAAGAGUGGGCGGGGGUGCAUCGUGUCAUUUGGUCACCAGAUCACGUGUUGUUGGCCAGUCCGGCGGAGCGGUUUUGGGCGAAGCUGCGCAAAACCCUCACGAUGCUGCUGUUACCUCUGUUGUUCUUCAACACCGUGUACUACUCCACGCACCACUUUUGCGCGCUGCACAAUUUCCAGCAGCUCGAGGACUGGCGAGCGUACCUCGAAGACCGGCUGCGGCGGCUGGGCAUGCGGUCCGCCGCGGGCGAACGUAUCGACAAAACCGAGCACGGUACCACCCUCAUGGUCCUGAGCUACCACAACAACUUGCGAAUGAAGAUCACGCUCACCCCCCAACCGGACGCGCAGGAGUGGACUGUGACUCAAGAGACUGAGCAGGCGCUGUACUACCCCGACGCGGCCUUCGCGCAGCCGGAACUCGAUCCGGAUACGGGCGGCGUGGUCCCCCCACCGCCCCGGCUGUUUCGCGCCUUCCCUGCGUCCUACGAGACGCAGUACCGGCCGCCCGAUCACAGCUUCCUGCAGCGCUAUCUCGUGCGGUACUUCGUCAGCAAGCGGCAGCUGCUGGUGGCCUGCAGCGCGGACGACAGUGGGGACGACAACGACUCCGACGACCCCGAGACGGGGCCGGCGGACACCGACCACACCCACCUGACGGUGCCGGUUUGGGUUUCCUUCCUGUCCGCGGACCAGGUGGAGCGGAAGCGGGCCGCGGACUUCCCGCAGAGUCCGCAAGAUUUUCUGGACUGGAUCGAGCAGGAGGCCGAGAAGCUUUGCAAGCAGAUCUCCCAGGAGUACAACGCGGACGACGUGACGCGGUCGGACGCCACCAACGCGGACAGCCUGGCGGCCGAGAGCUUCGACGCAGUGCGAAACGACGCCGCCCGCGAGUGGCCCGACCGCCAGAAGUUCUACGGCGGGCGGCUGGUGAGCCGGGAGCAGGCGCUGCACGAGAUGGACGCCUACAUUGCGGGGUACGAGGCCUUUCUCGGCAUUGGUGGCUCGUCCGACACCGCCGCGCCGGGCUACCAGCUGCCGGCGCCGGGUGUGCUGGAGCGGCUCCGAGUGGGGCUUUUCGGGCAGGACUACGAGCACUUGCCGAACUGGUUGUACGCGGUCGACUUGCUGAUAUUCGGGGUUUUUCUCAUCGACUACAUGUUGAUCCUUCUGUCGUCCGCGAAGAAAACCUGGUAUCUCAGCGGGGUCGCCGGGAUCUGCCACCUCUCCGGGCUGGUCGGCCUCGCCAUGACUCUGGUCAUCCGCUUCGUUGCGGAACACGACGAGUUUUUCAACGUGUACGCAGACUUGAUCUACUCGGCACCCGGCACCGCCGCACGGUACGCGAUGCUGACCGCGCUGUCGCUCCGCAUGUGCAUGGUCGGCUACCUCGACAAUUUGUAUCCCAGCAUCCGUAUGGUCUACGACAGUGUCGUCAGGUACGCCAGAUGAUCGAGUUCAUAAAGUUUCGUCAAUUUUUUGAAUUUGUGAUGUAAGGUUAUUGGCUCCAAUGUCAAAUUCCAAUUUUUUUUACUUACUUGAAAGGGAAUAAAUUCAGUAGAUGCAGCAGAGAAAAGAGAGGCAAGUACGCGAAUAAUCAUCGAGUUGUCUUCAAUAUGGUUGUUUCUAUGUUGUUGUCACACGGAACAAGAAACUAGGAAGAGAUCAUGCGCUUUUUGGAACAUUCUGAAAUUGUAAGAGCCCCGCCGUAAGUGAGGAACUGCUUUCGUAAAGAGCUGCAAAACAUCGGCGAGAAAUAAAAAACAGGUAUAAGCGCGAAAUGAUGCAGGCAAGCUACAUCGUGCUGAUUGUGUGGCUGUUUGCGAGUGCCUUGUUUCACCUGUCGGAGCGGGACAACUUUGGGACGCAGAAGGACCCGGGAAAAAUGUCAACGUGGCGCACCAUCGAGGGCCUAGACAGCGAGGGGCACUGGCGCACGCUGCUGCGCCCCGUGAACUACUCCCGGUUUUACACCAUUUUAAACUCCUUUCAAUACAUCAUGAUCCAUCUAACCGGCGACUACCCCAUCACAGAAUACACAAACGUUGGCCGUAUCCUGCAUUUCAUUCUCAUGGCUGCGGCGGCGGGUUUUUUGGCGGUUCCGACGGGUCUCUUCGUUGCGGUCUACGCACAGCAACUCAAACUCACGCGGGCCGCAACCAUGCAUCUGGCGCGGCGAUUUGCGGCCGUUCGUGUGCAGAGGCAUUUCCGGGGCGUUUUGGCGCGAAUAAGGUUUCGCAAACUUAUCCAAGCUGCGCGGGAAAACAAGGACCUGGUGCAGUCCGCACAGCCGACAUGUUUUGAGAAGUACGCUACAAGAUUUUCAGUUCUUCCUCUGGUUUGAUUUCAAUUUGGUAGUCCAGCACCUUUGGGCGGUUUGUUGUACCAACUUUCGUGCUGUCACUGCUUGAAAAUAUACUUGAUGCAUACAAUGGCACUCCUCAUGAAGUUGAAGUCCGACUUCUGCUCCGAUCAUUAGUAUGAAAAACGAAACCAGGUUUUCCGAUUGGUGUCUGUCACUGGUGUCGACUCGGCCUUGGCAGGUAACACGUUUCGGAUAUUAUUUCCAAUGGUUCAUGAUUGUGAUCCAUGGAACCGCGGCCCUGCUUGGAAUUGUCCUGUCGACGCGGAUCCUUCAGUGGGUCGACCCCGAUGAUCACGGCUCGUUCCGGCAGACGGCUCAGGGGUAUGCAAGAGAAAAACUGUGUAAGUGUAAGUCUGUGAUGCAAAGCAUGCAACAUUGUUACACUUGUCAUGCUAGGCAACCAUGAAGUCCUAUUUCAUUUCUGUUUUCACUUACUUACUAGCAGCUGCGCAUGACAGGCUUUGUCUGUCAUGCAGAACAGAUUUGUCAUGCCGUCACCCUAAGACACUGACACCUACACUAACACAGUUUUUUUGUUGGAUAAGAGUUUGUGGGGGUUGAGUCUCGUGUGCCAAUGCUUUUUCCUCGUUGAGUACCUCCUCCGACUCGUCGCGGCGCGCUCCAUGCCCCAGCUGAAUUUCUCGCCCUGGCGAAUGUUCAAAAAAGUGGCCAGCCUGCUGGAUCUCGGCCUGAUCGUCACGUGGGUUGCUUGCAACCUCGCGGUGUACGCAGCUGUCCGCAACUACGACAGCAACACCACCCUCGCGGGGCCGCCGUUCAUGAAGCCCACGAAAAACGUGGUGGGACCGAGUCGCGGUGAGCCCUCCGUGCCCGUCGAGGACUGGAUGGAGGCUGUCAUAUGGGUACUAUACAAUGCGUAGUUUAUUAGUACUUCUACUAGGCAGUGACCUGCUGUUCAUCAACAUCUUCGCUGAAAAUGGUUGUCCUUUAGAACUUUUCUCAGGCAGGAUGUAAUUAUACUUUUGCGACCGCAUGGAUCGAUUGUCCUUUGUGGGAUUUGAAUAUACAACAAUUCUGUCUUUGAGUUGUUUCAAAAAUACACAACAGGAUCGAGUUCCUAACUUUCUACUUGCGCUUCACAUUUGGCGACUUUUGCACGCGUUAUUUUUCGCGGACUGGUCACUGCACGUGAGCGGGCAUCUCGCAACCCAGCAAUUGAUGGCGAACGCGGGCAUUUUGGCUUUGUUUGUGUUUCUGAUUGGGGGUACGCUGUGGUGGUUGUGCGAGCGGCAGUUCCAGAAUGAGUUUGACAGCCUGUGGAGCGGGAUCUAUGGCGGGAGCAUCUUCCUGUUGUCCGAGUGGUUCGUGUGUGACUUCCAGGUACCGGGCAAGAUUUUGUGCAUUUUUUACUGCGUCGCAGGCGUGGGCAUGUUCGGGAUUGCCACCGGCGCCAUUUACGACGGCCUGGGCGAGGGACUAAACCACUUCGUCAAGUACCGUCAACACGUCACGUGGAGUAUGCUCAAGGAGGACUUCCACGACCGAGAGAUGGAAGCCCGGCAGCAGGCGCGAGAGAUCCUGGACGACUACUACCAAAUCGCCCCGCCGGGCGAGCGGGUGCGGGUGACGCACUUGCUCCUGCCGGGCGGCCGCCGCUCUGUCCCAUCCGGGCGGUAUAAUAAUUCCAGGAGUAGUGAAUGACAAUGAUCCACGACGAGUGCUCAGUUUUCUCUCCCAGUACGACUGCGAAGGAGAGCGCAACGAAGCACGGUUGAGUUGCGUCAUGAAUUUAGUUAAGUACAUCCCAAAUACAUCGAGCCCCAUAGUAGAUUCUCGGCUUACUGACACCUGACACAUAAGGAAGCUUCUUGGAGAAUCUAUUCUUACAUGACCGCGAGGACCCAAAUUGGCAGGUCCAAAAAAUUAGAAACAGCUAGGCACGACAGCCGUUUUGCUUCCUUACGUAUGAAUAUAUCAAUUCGCAUCCACCAUAAUUCGCAUACAGACACGACAAGGAUAUUUCGAGAAGCAUGUUGCUACGAUUUGUCAUUCAGUACCAAUACUUUUUCUAGCGAUGAGUGGGACUGUAGAUGGCUCACGGCAGCUCUACCCCAAUAGGACGAAAGAAAUCAUAAAGUCCCCAAUUAAGUAAAAUGAUACCAAGUACUUAAUUUAGGCAACGCCAACGGGCAACAAAAAUAUAUGCGACAGUUUGAGAGCCUCAAAUGAUUUGCCACAGGCGGUCGUAGGCUCAACAUAAAUCAACCCGUCGAUCAACCAAUGUGGUUCAAUUAGCGUAAAAGUGACACUAACACUAGAGAAUAUAGCAAACGUCUGCGGCAAAGGACGUGUCUGUGCUAUACAACGAGCAUUCGACAUGUAGACGAGCUGCGAAACGCACAUCUCCAAUGCGAUUCUAUUGUUUUUGGAACCCCAGGAAAAGAAUACAGGUUGAAAUACACUGUUCAGCGACCGUUCAUGUUGCGGUGCUAGAUUGAUACACCAGCGAGUGGCGACAUUACUUAAGAAGGUCAGCACAGAAGAUAUUUUCUGGAGGAAAGUACAACAGGGGGAACUAGAUGGUCCCACCGCAGGAGGACAGGAACGACGGAAGUCGGUGCGUGUUCCUGAAAAAAU
Amoebophrya sp. A120 is the source of this 13444-nucleotide messenger RNA. The record is from the annotation of a GenBank genome assembly. NCBI's taxonomy places the organism in Eukaryota, Dinophyceae, Syndiniales, Amoebophryaceae.